This is a messenger RNA of Penicillium chermesinum, 1956 nucleotides long. Its product is annotated as DUF3176 domain-containing protein. Lineage: Eukaryota; Fungi; Ascomycota; Eurotiomycetes; Eurotiales; Aspergillaceae. The record is from RefSeq and is a predicted model, not a curated record. The transcript is spliced from 3 exons. Bases 1 to 1956 code for a protein of 651 amino acids.
AUGAUUGCACCAAGACACCCCUCCAGCGGUCAAGAGACCGACGAAAGUAUCCAAAUCCAUCUGAUGCAGCCAAAAGAUUCAAGUCCCGCUUUACCUACGACCGAGCCACAAGAGGUUCAUCCUGGAGUAGAUUCAUCUCAACUUCACGAGGAUCAUCCAGCGCGCUACGAAUUGCUUAGCUCUUCGAACAAACAGAGGAACCGCCGGCCUCUGUUAGCCGCUCUCAGAAGUUGGGGCUGGGAAGCUGCUGGAAUAAUUGUAUCUGCUGCCAUUAUCAUUGCCAUUGUUGCUAUCCUUCGAAAAUAUAAUAGGCGCCCACAACAGGGUUGGAAGCACAUUUCCCUCAAUUCUGCCAUUUCUUGGCUAAGCACCCUCGCGAAAGCUUGCGUGGUAUUCUCGGUUAGCCAAGGAAUUGGUCAAUUGAAAUGGGUUUGGGUUUCAAAACGCAGUCGACCAUUAUCCGAUCUAGAUGCGUUUGACAUGGCAAGCAGAGGAGCCACUGGAAGCAUAGCCUUGCUUGGAAGCCUAUCUAUGGUUUUGGCAAUAGGGUUUGACCCUUUCAUCCAAAAUUUAGUGCACUAUGUGCCAGGUAACAUUGACAGCCCUUCAGAGAUUUCAAUCCUUGGAAAUACAUCAUUAUAUAACACAGUAGGACCAUUGACAGGAGGUGACACAUAUUACGUGGAUCCCAUUCUAAAGGCAAAUGUCUAUAGCGCCUUGUUCAACACAGACCCAGCGCAGCCAUGGGCAGUUCCACAAUAUACAUGCCCGACGGGAAACUGCACUUGGGACCCCAUCGCAACUUUGGAAAUCCGUGCUCUUUGCUCUGAUCUCACAUCGAGUCUGAGCACGUCAUGCACCCAAGGGCAGAGGUACACCAACUGCACUGUAUCACUGGACAGCGGCGUCGCAUUAUGGUAUCUGACUAGCGGUGGCGCUGCCAGGCCUAGGGUCAUCAAUGUGCUAUCAGGAAGCUCUAAGACGUUCUAUAAGAAUAGCAGUUUCCCGGUUAUACAGUAUAUUUUGGCAAAAGGGUCAAAUGACAACCCAUCUGUGGGUGGCGGAAUAUCUACUGAGAUUGGGGACAAUACUCAAUUUGUCGCCACAGAGUGUGUCCUUCAACCAGGAAUUCGAAGUUUUCGAUCGACCGUGAUCAUGGGGAAAUAUCAAGAAACGCGGCUUGCAGAGUGGCCUGUGCUGAAUAACACGGUUGAGCAUCUCAGCUAUGCAUAUACCUUCACACCACCCUGGAAUGAGAGUCUGGGAGCAAAAGAAAAUCAAACUUUCGGUCUAGGAUUUGAGGCAUGGAACUCAAUCUCUGUUUUCCUUGAAUUCCUCUUCGCCGGCUAUAUCUCUGCCGGCUCGGACGCCUUCAAUUUUCAGCCAUUGCAAUCGGGGGGCUCAUAUGCUACGACUGAUGCCUUGGAGGCCGUCUUCUAUGGCAAAUUUACGGGUACCAAUUGCCGAGAUACCGACCAAUUGUCUUGCGCCAUGAAGAAUGUUGCUGCUGCUAUGUCCAAAACUAUAAGGGACUCCGCCUUUACUUACAGCACCAGUUAUCAACCAAUUGAUUUCACCGAGGCAAACACAACUACUGGAAAGACUCAAGUCUCGGUCUCAUUUGUGGACGUUCACUGGCAGUGGCUCGCUCUUCCGGUUAUUGUCUGGGUUCUGGGAGUACUAUCUUGUGUUUGUACCGCAUGGAUGACCUGCCAAGCUCAUAUACAAACCUGGAUGAAUAGUGUCCUGCCUUUUAUCUUCCUUCAUCUCGAUCGCGACAACAUCGUCAAUUUUCAGGGCGGGGAUAAUGAAAGUAGGGAGCCACAGAUCAUGGGAGAGCAAAGCAGGAACCAAAGUGGCACGAAGCGUUAUCGUUUGGUUGGAUGUGACGAUUCUGUAGAAGCAUGUCUUCAGACAGCAAAAAAGACCCAGGCAAGGCUUCAGCCCGGACAAUAG